AACAGUUUCCCAGCCUUCUGUGAUCUAAAAUCCGAGCCUGGUAUUGCAUGGACCCUGGUCAUGUCUUGGAGUAGAGAGAAUCGUGUUAUUUCUGCUUUUAAAAACGCUGUACUUCAGGUCAAUGCCCUAGAAAACGAGAACUCUCCGAACUACGAUCGUUACCGGUUAAGUCUGGAGCGAAUGAGAUCUUUGCAGGUCCACUUCACCCACUGGCGAGCAACAUGCAGCUACCCGACCUAUGGCAUCGAUUUUACAGACUACCUCCGUGGAAACUUCAAAGACUUCGACAUCGUCGAUUUCCAAGGUCAUGGCGAGUGUAAGAGGGUAAAGUAUUGGAUAUCCGAGGGUACAAUGGCACGAACCUUACAGCACCGUUUUGGCAGAGAAAGAACGCUUGGAUGUUGCAUCAUGACAGCAGUUUGGUUCUCUGCAAGUUCAACGCAGCCGUUGGAGCAGUAUCAAAUGAAGACAACUUUGGCUUCUAUGAAGGCAUUAAUCCCAAGUUCCGCUGUACACAGGCAGACAACUCUACUACUCAGUGGGGGUUUGCAGGGGCACCCAACGAGGAUAUAG
Molecule: messenger RNA, 573 nt
Organism: Porites lobata
Lineage: Eukaryota; Metazoa; Cnidaria; Anthozoa; Scleractinia; Poritidae
Source: the annotation of a GenBank genome assembly